This is a messenger RNA of Funneliformis geosporum, 612 nucleotides long. The record is from the annotation of a GenBank genome assembly. NCBI's taxonomy places the organism in Eukaryota, Fungi, Glomeromycota, Glomeromycetes, Glomerales, Glomeraceae.
AUGGGUAAAUUUACAUUAAAUAAACAAUAUAAGGAUGAUAGUGACUCAAAUGAUUUUUAUUCAGAAGAAAGUGAUUCCGAUUCUGAAGAAUUUGUAAAUCAAAGAAUACAAUAUUUAUCUGAAUUUAAUACAAACGAUGAUGACAAUGCAUUGGCUGGUGCAAAAGAUAAUAAUAAUGCAUUAGACGAUGACAAUGCAUUUGCUGGUGUAAAAGAUAAUAACAAUGCAUCAGCUGGUAUAAAAAGUAAUGAUUCAUCGGCUAGUGCAAAAGAUAAUAAUAAUGUAUCGGCUGGUACAGAAAAUAAUGAUUCAUCUGCUGGUGCAAAAGAUAAUAAUAAUAUAUUAGCUAAUGAUUUAAAAAUAGGUUUUUUAAAUAAUUGGAAUGUUGAAAUAAAUAGUUUAUAUUUUAUAGAACCAUCAAUUUAUGAAAUAAACGAUAAAAAAAUAACAUUAGAAGAAGAAAGUAUAAGCGAUGAAAUUCAAGAUGAUGAUAAUCAUAAUUUUAAUCAAAAAUUACAAAAAUUAGAACAAAUUCUUUCUAGUUAUUAUAAAAAACAAAAUGUAUAUGAUUAUCUAAAGUAUCAGUCUAUACAUGCAUAUUUUACAUAUUAG